This is a messenger RNA of Asterias rubens (European starfish), 1347 nucleotides long. RefSeq names its product interleukin enhancer-binding factor 2-like. The record is from RefSeq and is a predicted model, not a curated record. Lineage: Eukaryota; Metazoa; Echinodermata; Asteroidea; Forcipulatida; Asteriidae. Bases 193 to 1347 code for a protein of 384 amino acids. The transcript has 12 exons.
UGCACACAUGUGUUUAUCGAACGCAUCCCAUCCAUCUCAUCACGCUUUCACCACCAACGUCUCAAGUCAAGCCCGAGUACAGUUCUUUGGAUUGCAAAUUUGACUGUGUAUCCUCAACAUUCAACAUACAUUUCCACAAUUACUGGUUGUAGUCUCGUAUUCCUCAAAACUUAGACGUAUUAAGAGGCAGAAAUGAGGGGACGUGACGCCAGACGUGGACGAGGUGGUUAUAAGUCACAUGGGCAAUGGAGAUCUCCUUUUAUUCCUCAUGUGCCUUUUGACAUGAACCAGUGUGAGGCAGCCUUCCAGAGGGUGAAACCGAUGCCUGAUGAUCAACCCCUCUUUGAUGAGUUGAUUAAGAAGAACUUGGAGCUAUCUCCAACACCUUUAGAGCAAGCUUCGGUACUAAGUCUAGUCACUAAAAUCAACACAGUACUGGAUAACAUCAUUGUGGCUCCACCGGCAGGAUUUGAUGUGGUCGUGGAGCAAGUACGGCAGGUUGGGUCACACAAGAAGGGAACAAUGAUGAAUGGCAGUGCUGUAGCCGACCUGGUUGUUAUUCUCAAAACGUUGCCAACCACGGAGGCAGUGACCAAGCUCGGCAACAAGGUGGUGGAAGGAGUGAAGGAGACUGAGCCCAAUGAAGUCCUGACGAUGCUGGCAAACGAGGCAGGGUGUGAGAUCAGCAGCUCGGACGCUACUGUUAAGAUCAUGGUGACAACCAUCCCACCAAAUCUCAAGAAAAUCGACCCUACUAUGCACUUGCCCAUGAAGGUUAUGAAGGGAUCAUUAGCCGCUGUGAGACAUGCUCGCUGGUUUGAGGAAAAUGCGCAGCAUUCUAGCAUCAAGGUACUUAUCCGAGUUCUCAAGUACAUGAGGAUGCGAUUUGAUGGACUUGAACCACUCAAUCCUUGGAUCAUUGACCUACUUUCUCACUAUGCCAUCAUGAACAACCCCACCAGGAAGCCUCUGGCCAUUAACCUAGCCUUCCGUCGUUGUCUGUCCCUUCUCGCCUCUGGGUUCUUCCUGCCUCGAUCUAUGGGCAUUAUCGAUCCCUGCGAGGCUAACGGUAUGAGGGCACAUUGCUCCCUGUCCCUGGAGCAGCAGGAUCAAGUUGCCUACACAGCCCAGACGUUGCUCCGUGUACUAAGCCACGGUGGAUACAAGCAGAUACUUGGUACUGAGGGUAGCGCAGUGAUAGCCACCGAGAUGUCAGUUUGGGAUGGAGUUGUGGUGACUCCGAGUGAGAAGGCUUACGAGCCACCUGCGGAGGGCGUCAAGGAUGAAGAAGGGGAGGAAGCCACUGCUGAGGAGGCUGGGGAGAUGGAGACCGUUGAGUCACAGUAG